AUGGCUGGUUCCAAGUCAGCUCAGGUGUUAUAUGUCACGCCACCGGCCAAUAUAACAAUACUAAACACAACCCAGUGUAGCUAUAUUAAGGCACCAGUAGUUGUCUUAGUGAUAACAAAACAAUCUUGCAUAGACAAUAAAAUGUCACGUACAAAACACAGGGGUAACAGUUCUGACUUCAUCAUGGCCUGCCUAGGGAGGUUCCUCACGUUCUCCCUUUUCUGCAGCAUCAACACCAGUGUCGGCAAGGACGUUCCGACUGCUGCCGAACUGGGAGCCAUUAUUGAUGAGACCCGCACCCUGACAGAGAACUUAACUGACCGCAUGGAUGCAAUGGCAGUGAUAUUUGGCGAAAGUCUGCGAUUGAUGACCGGUGCAGAUGGUCGGAUGAGGAACGCGAUGGGUCAAGGAGGGAUGAUUAUACACACGGACAACAAAACGGACCCUGAAGGCCACGGCGGAGCAAUAUACACACGCUGGGGAAGGCACAUCUGCCCAGAAGGGUCCGACAUAGCCUACACAGGUUUCACCACUGGAGGAUAUUCUGGUCACUCGGGAGCAGGAACCAGUGUCUUGUGCGCCCAUUCCGCGCCACAGUUCGACAGAACCUUCAGCAGGACCACAAGCAAGGUCAACUACUUGUACGGAGCGGAGUAUGAAGAGAUCUGGAUGACUCGUCUUGUCGACCAGGAUGCGCCAUGCGUGGUGUGCCGGAGUGCUUCUCGAACAACCGCCAUCUUGGUUCCCGGACGACACGAGUGUAUGGAAGGUUGGAACACUGAGUACUAUGGCUUCCUGGUCGGCCCAAAACACGAUGAUGCUGGUAACAGUGACUACAUCUGUCUGGAUUCAGAUCCAGGGUCUAUAGAAGGGGGGUACCAGGACCAUGAUGGCCAUUGGUUGUUCAACGUGGUGUUCAGCUGUGGAGCUCUUCCCUGUCCACCGUACAAGAACAACUACUUUGUUCCUUGUGCUCUUUGCACUAAAUAGAAACUCGAUUGACAUCAUUGGGGCCAUCAUUUCAAAUAUUGGUGGCUGCUAUAAUCUUUUUGUCAAGAUAAACAAAGCUGCUACCAACUACUAUUUCCAUUACACCUAGCAUAUCCAGAAAACAAAGUAUUUGAGGGAUGUUUUUCAAACACAACCUUGUGAAAGUCCCACACCUGGGGUUGGGUUGCGUUACUCUAAAUUAUAUUCUGUAAGUCAGAUAUGCUGGAAUCAAUGGCAAUAAACAAUGCUUCCCAGAAA
This is a messenger RNA of Haliotis rubra (blacklip abalone), 1248 nucleotides long. RefSeq lists its product as uncharacterized. The coding region runs from base 1 to 990 and encodes 329 amino acids. The transcript is spliced from 6 exons. Lineage: Eukaryota; Metazoa; Mollusca; Gastropoda; Lepetellida; Haliotidae. The record is from RefSeq and is a predicted model, not a curated record.